Messenger RNA from Rasamsonia emersonii CBS 393.64, 3288 nucleotides. Its product is annotated as Importin beta-3 subunit. The transcript has 6 exons. Lineage: Eukaryota; Fungi; Ascomycota; Eurotiomycetes; Eurotiales; Trichocomaceae. The record is from RefSeq and is a predicted model, not a curated record. Bases 1 to 3288 code for a protein of 1095 amino acids. Gene Ontology annotation, biological process: protein import into nucleus. Gene Ontology annotation, cellular component: nucleus; cytoplasm. Gene Ontology annotation, molecular function: nuclear import signal receptor activity; small GTPase binding.
AUGUCAUUGCUGCCACCAGAAGUCCAUUCUGCGCUCUCUCAGCUGCUUCGGGCGCUGACCACGCCCGACAACGCGGUUCGGUCGCAGGCGGAGGACCAGCUGAACAAUGAUUGGGUUCAGAAUCGUCCAGAUGUCCUUCUUAUGGGAUUGGCGGAGCAGAUCCAAGGUGCUGAGGAUGCCGGAACGCGAUCAUUCUCCGCGGUUCUUUUCCGAAGGAUAGCCACAAAGACAAUCAAAGACCCGCGCACGAACGAAACCAAGGAGGUGUUUUCCAGUCUUAAUCCAGAUCAGCGGGUUGCCAUCAGAGAAAAGCUCGUGUCCUGCUUGAGCAGCGAGUCGCUCGCUGAUGUGAGGAACAAAAUCGGAGACGCCAUUGCAGAAGUUGCACGGCAAUACACUGACAACGGGGAGCAAUGGCCCGAACUCCUUGGGGUUCUUUUCCAGGCUAGCCAGUCUCCCGAGGCAGGUCUGCGAGAAGCGGCGUUCCGCAUCUUCGCGACGACUCCUGGAAUUAUCGAAAGGCAGCAUGAAGAGGCCGUUAGCGGUGUCUUUACCCAGGGUUUUAGAGACAGCAACGUUGCUGUACGAAUCGCGGCCAUGGAGGCGUUCGCCGCGUUGUUCCGCUCUAUCCCCAAGAAGUCCCAACCCAAGUUCUUCUCUCUGAUUCCCGAUGUCCUCAACAUUCUGCCGCCGCUCAAGGAUUCCGAUGAGAGUGAGGAGCUUUCAAAGGCCUUUGUCUCCCUGAUUGAGCUCGCGGAGAUUUCGCCCAAGAUGUUCAAGGGCCUCUUCAAUAAUCUGGUCAAGUUCAGCAUCAGUGUCAUUGCGGACAAGGACCUUAGUGAUCAGGUCCGACAAAAUGCCUUGGAACUGAUGGCAACCUUUGCCGACUAUGCGCCAAACAUGUGCAAAAAGGAUCCCAACUACGCCCAAGAGAUGGUCACUCAAUGUCUGAGCUUGAUGACGGACGUUGGCAUCGACGAUGAGGAUGCCUCUGAAUGGAAUGCUUCCGAGGAUCUUGACCUCGAGGAAAGCGAUCUCAACCACGUUGCAGGCGAGCAAGCUAUGGAUCGUCUGGCCAACAAGCUCGGCGGCCAAGUGAUCCUUCCUGCGACAUUCGCUUGGAUUCCACGAAUGAUGUCGUCUUCUGCUUGGCGCGAUCGUCAUGCCGCGCUUAUGGCCAUCUCCGCCAUCUCUGAGGGUUGCCGUGAUCUCAUGGUCGGUGAGCUUGACCAGGUGCUGGCUCUUGUAGUCCCCGCCCUCCAAGAUCCUCACCCACGGGUGCGCUACGCUGGAUGCAAUGCUCUCGGCCAGAUGAGCACCGAUUUCGCCGGUACGAUGCAAGAGAAGUACCAUGCAGUGGUGCUGAACAACAUCAUCCCUGUCCUCGACGCCCCGGAGCCUAGGGUUCAGGCCCAUGCCGCCGCUGCUCUGGUCAACUUCUGCGAAGAAGCAGAAAGGCACAUCCUCGAACCGUACCUUGCGGAGCUGCUGAGACAUCUCCUCCAGCUUUUGCGAAGCCCGAAGCGCUUUGUCCAGGAGCAGGCUCUCUCCACCAUUGCCACCAUUGCAGACUCUGCGGAGACCGCGUUCGGCCAGUACUAUGAUACCCUGAUGCCUCUGUUGUUUAAUGUCUUGAAGGAGGAGCAGUCCAAGGAAUACCGACUACUGCGCGCAAAGGCGAUGGAGUGCGCCACCUUGAUCGCACUGGCAGUUGGGAAGGAGAAGAUGGGGCAAGAUGCGAUGAAUCUGGUUCAUCUUCUCGGAAACAUUCAACAAAACAUUGUCGAUGCGGACGAUCCUCAGUCGCAGUACCUUCUCCACUGCUGGGGCCGUAUGUGUCGUGUCCUUGGCCAGGACUUUGUUCCCUACCUUCCGGGCGUUAUGCCACCUCUUCUGACGGUGGCUUCCGCUAAAGCUGAUAUCCAACUAUUGGAAGACGAGGAUCAGGUCGACCAGGUUGAUCAGGACGAAGGCUGGGAACUUGUCCCGCUCCGAGGCAAGCUCAUCGGAAUUAAGACCAGCACUCUUGAAGAUAAGAACACGGCCAUCGAGCUCAUCACGGUCUAUGCUCAGAUCUUGGAGGCUUCGUUCGAGCCGUAUGUUGCUGAGACGAUGGAGAAAAUUGCUAUUCCCGGUCUCGCCUUCUUUUUCCAUGACCCGGUCCGAGUGUCAUCUGCGAAGCUGAUCCCCCACCUCCUGAAUUCCUACAAGAAAGCUCAUGGCGCUCAAUCUCCGGGCUUCGCUGAGAUGUGGAACAAGGUGGCCGAGAGGAUUAUUGAAGUCCUGAGCGCCGAGCCUAACAUCGACACCCUUGCGGAGAUGUUCCAGUGCUUCUACGAGUCGGUGGAGGUUGUCGGAAAGAACUGCCUUACCCAGGAACACAUGCAAGCCUUUAUCGAGUCUGUCAAAUCCACCCUCGAAGACUACCAGAACCGGGUGAAGGCGCGCCUUGAGGACCAGGCCGAGGCGGAGGACGGUGAGGAGGACAACCUCGAGUAUGAGUUUGCAGUGGAGGACGACCAGACUCUGCUCAGUGACAUGAACAAGGCGUUCCACACCAUCUUCAAAAACCAGGGUUCGUCGUUCUUGCCGGCAUGGCAGCGUCUUCUCCCGAUAUACGAUGCAUUUAUCAACAGUGACGACCCCACGCAGCGCCAGUGGGCAACCUGCAUCAUGGACGACGUGCUUGAGUUCUGCGGCGAGGACUCGUGGGCAUACAAGGACCACAUCCUGCAGCCGCUGGCGAACGGAUUGCAGGAUGCCAAUGCCGCGAACCGGCAGGCUGCGGCGUACGGCGUUGGUGUUGCGGCGCAAAAGGGCGGUCCGCUCUGGAGCGAGUUUGUUGCCGCCAGCAUUCCAAGUCUGUUCCAGGUGACGCAACAUCCGCAGGCGAGAUCGGAGGAGCAUGUGUUUGCAACGGAGAAUGCGUCCGCCAGUAUUGCCAAGAUCCUGCAUUUCAACUCGUCGAAGGUGCAGAACCCUCAGGAGGUGGUGGCGAACUGGAUCAACACUCUGCCCAUCACCAACGACGAGGAGGCAGCACCAUACGCAUAUUCUUUCCUUGCUCAGCUGAUCGAUCAGCAAAACCCGGCCGUCUUCUCCAAUGCCGAUAAAGUCUUUGGUUAUAUCGUUCAGGCACUCGAUGCCGAGACCCUGCAGGGCAACACGGCCAAGAAGGUGGCAGAGUCCGCGAAGAGACUUGUAGGGGCGACCGGUCUCGACGCGGAGCGGAUUUUGGCGGGCGUGAACCCGGACAACCAGAUGACUGUACGGAGCUAUUUUCAGUGA